Messenger RNA from Strigops habroptila (Kakapo), 4899 nucleotides. RefSeq names its product ATPase phospholipid transporting 8B1 (gene ATP8B1). NCBI's taxonomy places the organism in Eukaryota, Metazoa, Chordata, Aves, Psittaciformes, Psittacidae. The transcript is spliced from 27 exons. The record is from RefSeq and is a predicted model, not a curated record. Gene Ontology annotation, cellular component: plasma membrane. Gene Ontology annotation, biological process: phospholipid translocation; Golgi organization. Gene Ontology annotation, molecular function: ATPase-coupled intramembrane lipid carrier activity; ATP hydrolysis activity; ATP binding. The coding region runs from base 367 to 4125 and encodes 1252 amino acids.
GGUGAGACUGGGAUGGAGCAUGAGCUGUGUGAGCCAAACCCUCAAUGGCAUGACCCAUGCUAGCCUGCUUCGUGCCCCACUGUGGCCAAGUGGAGCUCCAUAGGGAACCAUGGAAUGGCCACUGGGAGUGAUGCUCCCUCAUUCCUCCAUCCCACUGGAUGUCCCUCAGCCUGUUGGCUGAGCACGUGUCAUUACAUAGAGCAGUAACAAAAGAGCUGCUGUGGUAAGAGCCUCAUGACUUGAAACUGGUUUCAAAAGGGACUUUUGGUGACCAUCACCACCAGGUGAAAUGACAGAGACGUGGGUCAGCACUUGCUCUGUUAACUCCUGCCCUAACUCCUCUGCCGUGCUCACAGGGUGCUCAGCAUGAUCUCGGAGAGGGACUCAGAGACCACCUUUGAGGAGGAUUCCCAACCUAACGAUGAGGUGAUGCCCUACAGUGACGAUGAAACAGAGGAUGAACUGGACACUCAGCAGCCUGGGGCUGAACCAGGCCAGACCCACAGCGACAGAGACACCCAGGAGAGCAGAGACACCUUGAGGAAAGACUGCAGCUGGCAAGUGAAAGCAAACGACCACCACUUCUACCAGCAGCCCCAGUUCAAGAGAACAAUAUUCCUGUGCUUCAAGAGAAGCAAAUACAAAGGAAAUGCCAUCAAGACCUACAAGUACAACCCAAUCACAUUCCUACCCCUGAAUCUCUUCGAGCAGUUCAAGAGAGCAGCCAACUUCUACUUCCUUGUCCUUCUCAUCCUGCAGUCAAUUCCCCAGAUAACAACCCUGUCAUGGUACACAACACUGGUGCCCUUACUCCUGGUGCUGGGGAUAACUGCAGUCAAAGACCUGGUGGAUGACAUUGCUCGCCACAGGAUGGACAAUGAGGUGAAUAACAGGAGAUGUGAAGUCAUCAGGGAUGGCAGGUUCAAGAGCACAAAAUGGAAAGAUAUCAAAGUUGGGGAUAUCCUUCGCCUGAAGAAGAACACUUUCAUUCCUGCUGAUAUUUUGCUGUUAUCCAGCUCAGAACCAAACAGCCUGUGCUAUGUGGAGACAGCCGAGCUAGAUGGGGAAACCAACUUGAAAUUCAAGAUGGCACUGGAGGUAACACACAGAUACCUGCAAGAAGAAGGCGCAAUGGCAAACUUUGAUGGCCUGGUUGAAUGUGAGGAACCAAACAACAGACUGGAUAAGUUUGCAGGCACCUUGUUCUGGAGAAACACAAGUUAUUCCCUGGAUGCUGAUAAGAUCCUGCUACGUGGAUGUAAGCUCAGGAAUACAGACUUCUGCCACGGCAUGGUCAUAUUUGCAGGUGCUGACACAAAAAUAAUGAAGAACAGUGGAAAGACCAGAUUCAAGAGGACCAAAAUUGACUCCCUGAUGAACUACAUGGUUUAUACCAUCUUCCUUGUCCUCAUCCUGCUGUCAGCUGGCCUUGCCAUUGGCCACACGUACUGGGAGCAGCAGGUUGGCAACUCAUCCUGGUACCUCUAUGAUGCUGAAGACUUCAGUCCUCCCUAUCGAGGCUUCCUGAACUUCUGGGGCUACAUCAUUGUCCUCAACACCAUGGUCCCCAUUUCCCUCUAUGUGAGUGUGGAAGUGAUCCGGUUUGGCCAAAGCUACUUCAUCAACUGGGACCUGCAGAUGUAUUACCCUGAGAAGGACACUGCUGCCAAGGCCAGAACCACCACCCUCAACGAGCAGCUGGGGCAGAUCCACUACGUCUUCUCUGACAAGACAGGAACCCUGACCCAGAACAUCAUGACCUUCAAGAAGUGCUGCAUAAAUGGCCAGAGAUAUGGAGACUGCCGGGAUGGAGCAGGGCAGCUUCAGAGGCACCCAGAGCAAGUGGAUUUCAGCUGGAAUAUGUAUGCAGAUGGGAAGUUCUCCUUCUAUGAUCACUACCUGAUAGAGCAGAUAAAAGCUGGCAAGGACCCCGAAAUACACAAGUUCUUCUUUCUGCUUGCCAUUUGCCACACUGUCAUGGUUGACAUCUCUGAUGGUCAGCUCAAUUACCAAGCAGCUUCUCCAGAUGAAGGAGCCCUGGUUACAGCAGCCAGGAACUUUGGCUACGUGUUCCUGUCCCGAACACAGAACACCAUCACUCUGAGUGAAAUGGGCACACAGAGGACAUAUGAUGUCCUUGCUAUCCUGGACUUCAACAGUGAGAGGAAGAGGAUGUCUGUCAUUGUGAGAGAAUCAGGAGGAAACAUCAGGUUAUACUGUAAAGGGGCUGAUAUAGUCAUCUAUGAACGCCUGCACCCAAGGAAUCCCAAGAGAGAAGCCACAGAAACAGCGCUGGAUGUAUUUGCCAGUGAGACCCUGAGGACCCUCUGCCUGUGCUACAGAGACAUCACUCCUGAGGAGUUUGAGGCCUGGAAUAAGAAGUUCCUGGAGGCCAGUGUGGCCACCACGAACCGUGAUGAAGCUCUGGACAAAGUGUAUGAGGAAAUAGAAAAGAACCUGAUUCUCCUUGGAGCAACAGCUAUUGAAGACAAGCUGCAGGAUGGAGUUCCAGAGACUAUUUCCAGGCUUUCCAAAGCAGACAUUAAAAUCUGGGUGCUCACUGGUGACAAAAAAGAAACUGCUGAAAACAUUGGAUUUUCUUGUGAGCUCUUAACAGAUGAAACCACCAUCUGCUACGGAGAAGACACCAGUGCUCUUCUUCAAACAAGGCUGGAAAACCAGAGGAACAGAGCUGGAUCCAGUGCACAUUCCUCACUGGGAAUGAAUGAGCCCUUCUUCCAAGACAGUAGGGAUCGUGCUUUAAUAAUCACUGGCUCCUGGUUGAAUGAAAUCCUGCUGGAGAAGAAGAAGAAGAAGAAGAAGAAGCUGAAGCUGAAGUUCCCCAGAAUAGCAGAAGAGGAAAAGAAGCAAAGGGAGAAGAGCCACAGGGCUGAGGCUUACAAAGAGCAGCAGCAGAAGAACUUUGUGGACCUGGCCUGCGAGUGCAAGGCCGUGAUCUGCUGUCGGGUGACUCCAAAGCAGAAGGCCAUGGUGGUGGAGCUGGUGAAGAAGUACAAGAAGGCCAUCACUCUGGCUAUUGGGGACGGUGCCAAUGAUGUCAACAUGAUCAAAACUGCUCACAUUGGAGUUGGGAUCAGUGGCCAGGAAGGGAUGCAAGCUGUCAUGUCCAGUGACUACUCCUUCGGGCAGUUCCGCUACCUCCAGAGGCUGCUGCUGGUCCAUGGGCGCUGGUCCUACAUCCGGAUGUGCAAGUUCUUAAGAUACUUCUUCUACAAGAACUUUGCUUUUACUCUGGUCCACAUCUGGUAUUCCUUCUUCAGUGGCUUUUCUGCCCAGACAGCGUAUGAAGACUGGUUCAUCACGCUCUACAACGUGUUGUACUCCAGCCUCCCUGUGCUGCUCGUUGGAUUGCUCGACCAGGACGUGAGUGACAAGCUGAGCCUCCGCUUCCCCAGGCUCUACGUGUUGGGCCAGAAGGAUUUACUCUUUAACUACAAGAAGUUCUUCCUGAGUUUGCUUCACGGAGCUAUCACCUCCUUGAUCAUCUUCUUCAUCCCGUAUGGAGCCUACCUGAAAACUGUGGGGCAGGAUGGAGAAGCGCCAUCGGAUUAUCAGUCCUUUGCUGUCACAGCAGCUACUUCUCUUAUCUUUGUGGUCAACUUUCAGAUUGGUUUGGAUACAUCCUACUGGACCUUUGUGAAUGCUUUCUCAGUGUUUGGGAGUAUUGCACUUUACUUUGGCGUCACCUUUGACUUCCACAGUGCUGGAAUCCACGUUCUCUUCCCUUCUGGCUUUCAAUUCACUGGAACCGCUCCAAAUGCUCUGAGACAACCGUACCUGUGGCUCACCAUGAUUUUAUCCAUUGCUAUCUGCUUACUCCCCAUGGUGGCCCAGCGUUUCUUAGCCAUGACAAUUUGGCCUUCAGAAAGUGAUAGAAUCCAGAGGCACCGCAGGCAGCUGGUGGCAGAGGAGCAGCAGUGGAAGCGGCGGCCGAGCGCGUUCCAGAGGGGAGUGUCCACCCGGCGCUCCGCUUACGCCUUCUCCCACCAGCGCGGGUACGCGGAUCUCAUCGCCUCCGGGCGCAGCAUCCGGAAGAAACGGGCUCCUCUGGAUGCGGUGCUGGGGACCAGCGUGCCAGAGCCCCGGGCUGCUCCCACGCUCUGAUCCCCCGCCUGCGGGCCGUGCUUUGCACCCAGUUGCCCACCAGUUGUACAAACUGAACCAGACGGCAUCGGGACGUGGAGGUUUUGCCACAGAAUUCCUGCUUUUGGGCUUGCUGGAACCAUGGAAAGGCCAAGAGUUCUCUACGGAGCUCGUGCGACCGAGUCCUGGUCACCGAAAGUGGAGGAUCCGUGUGCUGUGGAAACCAGCAUUGGAAUUCCAACCGUUACUCCCACAGAUGUUGGUCCGGAGCUGCAGCUACAUUUCAUGUUUGCUCUGGGGAGCAAACUGCUGCCAGCAGUUGCCCCGUGGCACCAUUUCACUGAGCCUCUCGCUGACGGACACCAGCCGGGCGCUGGGAGGAGCUGGGGGAGGCUCUUCGGGCCCCUCCGCCGCGCUGAGCAUGCGGCUGGUGGGGAGCGUCUGACCCGGGCUGGGGUGGUUCCUGCUCCUUCCAUCGAGGGGCACCAUCUGCCUUCCACAGCCGCUCCCUGGCUCUCCCCCGGGAUGGAGAGACCCAGGCGGGAUCAGAGGCUCUCCUGGCCCCCCUCCCUGCCCGCCUCCGAGGCACCCGCCGCAGCGCGCCCAGGAGGGACGGAGCCGAACUCCUCCCCUUCGCCCAAGCUUUGCCUCCGUGGGGGGACGCGUGAAUGUCCCCUCGCGUCUAUCCCGGCUCCUGCGCUAAGGAGGGGCUGGUCGCGACUAUCACGACAUGCAGCUCGGCUAGAAUGGAGUGUACAUUUCAGAGAUCUAACGCUAGUAAAGGGCCUAAACUUU